AUGGCGUCGCAUCGCCGUGGCUUGGGAUGUUUGGGCCCUUUGGCCGGCUGGCUUGGCUUGGCCGCUCUAGCCUGGGCCACGCGAAGUCUUACCUUCACUCUCUCUGGGACCUUUCGGCCGGUCCAGUGCCCAAGACACGGAGACGUGGCGCGCCACGCAGAGGAUCCCUUCGCACAGCGCGGCGGCAUCUCUGCAGCGGACCUCAGAGACCGAAGGCCGGAGGAGGAGAGCUUCGUGCAGUAUCGGGAGCCCAGGAGGUCCGGCCAAAGGCCCGGCUUCAAAGAAAGCAGCGCGCUCAGCCGGGGAGGUCCCAGGAGGACCUUUAAGGCAAGAGCGGAAGAGGAGGAGGAACCUGCUAAUCUGACAAAGGAGGAGAGGGAACAAAGAUUCAGAGAGCAGAUUAAGAGCCCAGUGACUCUGACGACUUUCAUCAAGCGGACUGGAAGUCCGGAGGAGUUCAUGUGGGUGAUGUGGACGGCCAUGGACGAGACGAUGCUGAAUCACAUUCACCUGGUUGCUGCCUUUACCAAGUUGGCGGCCUUGAAAAAGAAGGCGGCGCCCUUCAGCGACCGGAUCCGAAAGAGCCCCACGCUCGUGGAGAUGGCCAAGCAAGCGGCUCGGGUGGCGGACCGAAGGGAGUUCCGGCCACGC
Molecule: messenger RNA, 651 nt
Organism: Symbiodinium necroappetens
Lineage: Eukaryota; Dinophyceae; Suessiales; Symbiodiniaceae
Source: the annotation of a GenBank genome assembly